AUGAUGGAGACUCUGGAAGGAGUCGAACUCUGCUUUCCACAACUCCUCAAUACCUCCUGCAGGAAGUCGAUGCGUCCGCGCUCUGAGGCCGUACUCUUCUACGUCCUACUGUCCUUCAUCUCUCUGCUUACUGUGACGCUCAACCUUCUGGUCAUCAUCUCCAUCUCCCACUUCAGGCAGCUCCACACUCCCACCAACCUCAUCCUUCUCUCUCUGGCUGUCUCAGACUUCCUGGUGGGCCUCCUAGUGAUGCCAGGAGAGGGAGCAGGUCACAUAGGGAUAUGCUGGGUGCUGGGAGACUUCAUGUGUGCUCUUUCUUACCUUGGGCUCUUUAUAAUUAUCUCAGCAUCAGUAGGAAACAUGGUGCUGAUAUCAAUUGACCGUUAUGUGGCUAUUUGUGACCCUCUCAAUUACACCACUAAAAUCACUCAGAAAAGAGUUCAAAUCAGUAUUUGUGUAAGCUGGAUCUGGUCUGUUUUCUACAACAUUAUGAUACUGAGUAAUUACCUGAUGCAAUCACACAAGUUUAACUCUUGUUAUGGAGACUGUGUAUUGAUCAUUAACUAUAUUGCAGGAGCUGCUGACUUUCUUUUGACUUGUGUUUUUCCCAUUACAGUCAUUGUAGUUCUUUAUUUGAGAGUAUUUUUGGUAGUUGUGUAUCAGGCACGUGCCAUGAGGUCCCAGGUCAGGACUGUCACAGGUUGGUACAGAGUGUCUGUAACUGCCAACAAAUCUGAGAGAAAAGCUGCCAAGACUCUUGGUAUUGUCAUAGCUGUGUUUCUUUUGUGUUUCUGCCCAUAUUACUACCAAUCUCUCAGCGGCCAGGACACAGAAAACAAUGCUUUGUCUGUAACCUUCGUGAUUUGGCUGUUGUAUUUUAACUCCUGUCUAAAUCCUGUCAUUUAUGUCUUUUUCUACCCUUGUUUUAAAAAAGCCAUUAAACUCAUAACUACACUUCAGAUACUGCAGCCAGGCUCCUGUGAGGCCAACUUACUGCAGACAGAGUAA
Lampris incognitus (smalleye Pacific opah) is the source of this 1008-nucleotide messenger RNA. Its product is annotated as trace amine-associated receptor 13c-like. Gene Ontology annotation, biological process: G protein-coupled receptor signaling pathway. The record is from RefSeq and is a predicted model, not a curated record. Bases 1 to 1008 code for a protein of 335 amino acids. Gene Ontology annotation, cellular component: membrane. The transcript is spliced from 2 exons. Gene Ontology annotation, molecular function: trace-amine receptor activity. Lineage: Eukaryota; Metazoa; Chordata; Actinopteri; Lampriformes; Lampridae.